AUGACACAAGCAAACUUUAAUGGCAAUGGAUACGUUGAGGUCGAAAUGUUAGAUUUACCAAGUGGGGAUGAGGAUGGUCAAGAUAGUUUCUCUCAGGGAGACGAAUCUGCUUCUUUUUCAUCCUCGACGUCCGAAUCGGCAACGAAACCUAUUACUACUACUACUACUACAAGCAGAUCGCCGAGCUCUCCAACAAAUUCGCCAUCCCAACUGCUGUUGUCUUGGUCAUCUUCUCCCACUGCUAUAAGCGAGUUGUUACACCCUGAUACAAACUACCCAGACUUAGUAGACUGGCUUGCAUCCGAGGAAGAAGAGUUGGUAUUUUGUUUCAAUAAAGAUCUUUAUCAACAAACAUGCACCCCGAGCACAGGCUUCUUUAAGGCUUAUGUUGAGUAUGUCAACUCCAACUUUAAGAUCACCGAGGAACUUUUGGCAUAUGUCAAGAGCACUCAAAUCGCCAAGCCUUCUACAAUUGGUUUAAUAACAACAAACUCUGAGAAUGAGAAAAACACAAUUAGUCGGCUAGUGGACGAUGCACUUGUAAAUGUACUGCAGAACUUGAGUCAAUUGAUUGAAACCCCCGUAGAAACUGAUGAAGAGAUAGCCGAGAAUGAAAAAUUACAAGAUGCAGUCGUUAUUUUGAAAUGUUUUGAGUCAACUUUUUUGAAUACAAUGGUGAGAACCAAACCAGAAAUUAUCAUGGAAUGGGUUAAUAGAUUUGAUCCGCAACCACCAACCGAGAUUGUCAACGAAGUUGUUGUUAAUGAGCCACAGAGCUAUUUGCAUCCUCUUUUUUGGAAACACAUUAUUAGUAAAUUGGCGAUGAGAGGCUUGUUCAAGCAAUUGGAUGAAAUCUUGCAACAUGCGGAUUAUAAAGAGCUCGAAGAGUUGUGCAAUCCUUUAUUCACGGCUAUAGAAGAUUUUCGAAAUUUGAUGUCGAUGUACUCGAGCUACGCGCUCAAUGGCCAGUUUGCUCGUUGGAAGCUUCUGGCGUGUGAGUAUAGAGAUUCACUUGCUGAUGUAAAGAGCUUGGUGCAUGAGGAGGGAGAGAAUCCAAAGUACCAGAUUAUAUUGAGUCAAUUGUUCGAUAUUGCAUGUUUGAUAUCGGGUAUGGAAAAGACCAUUGCUGCUCAUUCGGAGAACUGGUACGAUAUGUACCUUGCUCUAUCAUUGUAUCAAAUAAGGGAUGAUGAAGAAGUAUUCAAAUACUUCUUUGAAGCUUCAAUUCUGGAAAAACCACCGCCUCCACCACACCAAUCGACGACAUCGUCGUCAUCGUUGUUGUCGUCGUCGUGGUCAUCGUCGAUGUUAGCCCCCAAGAACGGAGAACAGGAUUUGGAUGCUAUGACUGAGGAGUGCUUGUUAAACAUUUUGAAAGGCAAUUUGAUGAAGGCAUUGGAGACUGUCUAUUACUUGAGCCCGGCAACUGCCGCCUACUUAUCGUUGUUCAUGGAUCUUAAGAACCUUUUAGAAGGCUACUAUACCUCACAAGUUCUCCAUAGCACUGCAAAUAGUGAUAAUCUGAAAAAGACUGCAUCUGAGUAUUUCCUUACACGCCACGCUUACAACAAUCUUGACAUACAUGAACUUGUUCCUGUUGGUAUUGGUCUUUUGGCAAACCCAACACUUAAUAAACGGUCUAGCUCAAAAAACCUCAACCUUCAAACUAUAGCAUCCUUUUUACCUCAUUAUAAUGUUGUUGAGAACGAAGACUUGGAAUGGGCACUCACUGUGUGUGCCGAUCUUGGACUUACAUCAACUGCUCGUGAUUUGUACUUCCAAGCUGGGUUGCAAGCUUUGGAAAAUGGCUACUUGUAUGAAGCAUUAAACAAUUUUGUAAAUUGUUAUGACCCGCUUGAAGUGUCUGGUAGUUUGCACCAAGAAGGGUUAAGAAAAAUACACUAUGUGAUUUGGGAGAUCAUCUUCACGGAUAGCCUUGUCAACAAUAGUCCGAUAGAUGAUGAGUUAAUCAACAACAUCGUGGAUGGUGAAAUUGAUAUCCAGUUGCACCCGAUCAUACAGCAAAGCAUCUCGCCAUACGCCGUAUUGAAAGAAUAUUUUUCUUCUUUGAGCACUGAGAAAACCACUGUGGAGCCCUCGAGCUUGUCGAAAAUCAUACAUCUUUUGAAAUUUCAGUAUAUGCCCAAGAAAUUCAGGCCCUUGUUACUAGGGCAAUUUCUUUUGUUUUUGAGAUCCGAGGUUGAGCUUCAAAUACCUGACUUGAUUAUCAUGAUUGAAUUGAUUGAUAAUUACGAGGGUGAUGUUACUGGCAAUGACAAGAGGGACGGAGAACAGCUAUUUGCUUACUCUGUUGCAGAGUACAAGCAAAACAUAGAUUCGGAUGGAGAACAGCAGCAACUAAAUAAGUUGGAUUGGAGGGAAGAUGUAGUGCCGUCCUCCUCUCCUACAGUCGAUGACUUAUUGGCUUUGUUAAGACGCAAAGUAAGUGAGAGAAUAGCAAAGGUGUUUAUCGAAUAA
Molecule: messenger RNA, 2478 nt
Organism: Lodderomyces elongisporus
Lineage: Eukaryota; Fungi; Ascomycota; Pichiomycetes; Serinales; Debaryomycetaceae
Gene: NUP85
Product: Nup85p
Exons: 1
Coding region: 1-2478 (825 amino acids)
Biological process (GO): protein import into nucleus; positive regulation of DNA-templated transcription; mRNA export from nucleus
Cellular component (GO): nuclear pore outer ring
Molecular function (GO): structural constituent of nuclear pore
Source: RefSeq, a predicted model, not a curated record